Messenger RNA from Drosophila serrata, 2423 nucleotides. RefSeq lists its product as uncharacterized. The record is from RefSeq and is a predicted model, not a curated record. Gene Ontology annotation, biological process: epidermal cell differentiation; regulation of transcription by RNA polymerase II. Lineage: Eukaryota; Metazoa; Arthropoda; Insecta; Diptera; Drosophilidae. Gene Ontology annotation, molecular function: DNA-binding transcription factor activity, RNA polymerase II-specific; RNA polymerase II cis-regulatory region sequence-specific DNA binding. Gene Ontology annotation, cellular component: nucleus.
ACCAGCAACUGGUUUUUUAAGGCGCUACUCUGGCGCUUCAGGCUCAGCAAAUGAUCGGCACCGAGGAUAUGUCCGCAUCGACUGGCAUGGACAUCAGUGAGUCCUUUCGUGCCGAGGAUCUCUCGAAGGCGGACUUCUUUGAUUUUGUUACCGGCCCGGAUAUGGGCAUUGGCAUAGGAGUGGGCGUGGGUGUUGGAGUUGAAGCCCUGGGCGUCACACUUCACCAGCAGCAUCAACAGCAACAGCAGCACCAGCACCACCAGAGCCAUCAGAACCAUCAGAACCACCAGCAGGCGCCACACAGUCACAACAGCCACAACAGCAAUCAUGUUCAGGUGGUGCAUCAGUCAGGCAAUCCGCAGUCCCAGCAGCAGAGCCUCUGCGGCGGCGGUGGUGCGAGAACCACCAGCAGCAUGAUCCACGACGGAGGAGGGGGACCUGGCGCCGGAGCAAAUGGUGGCGGCGUCGUGGUGCCCGUGGGCAACCGCAACGGCAGCAGCAACAACGGAGAUCCCACGUUACAGGGCUACGAGUUUUGGCACCAGGACAAGGACAGCAACCGCCUCGACUCUAGCUCAAUUUUCGAGGACCUCGAUCGCUACUGCUGGCAGCAGCAACCUGUCACUGCCAGUGCCAGUAAUGGUGGCUCCAACACCACCAACCAACCCAGUCCCACCUCGCCGCAGUCCCACCUCCAGCAACAACAGCAGCAGCAGCAGCAACACCCGCAGUUGCAUCAACAACAGCAGCAGCAACAGCAGCAACCGAAUGCAAACAGCUCCUCGGGAGCCUCAAGCGGUGCGGGCAGCAGCAGCGAUACCAUUAGCAGCCUGGACACCACCGAUGGACAGAUCUACACCCUGACAGUAUUAAACGGCGGCGAGCCCUGGCUAAAGCGCUCCGAGGCGGAGCAACUGCCCAGCUCGUUGGACCUGGACAGUCUGCUGAGCAGCUUUCCGGGCUACAUCAAAUCGGAAUAUCCCUACGACGACAGCGGCUUCAGCACGGAUGGCAAGGAUGUGAUUGGGAGUGGAGCUGAUGGCAGUGGCCUAAACCAGAGCCAGAACCAGGGACAACAGACGCCUCAGGCUCUGCCAUCGUUGGUCACAGCCAUCUCGCUGGCAGGUGGCAAUGAUCUGGGCCAGCAAUUGGCCCAGUUCCAAAACAAUAACAACGACUGGCACAUGGCGGAUCACAAUACGGACACGGAGCAGAGUACGGCGGAAUCCCUGCUGCGAAGUGCGCUUCAGGGCAAAGGAUACGCCAAAGGACUGCAUAUGCAAAAUGGUCUGACAAUGCCCGUUGUAAAGGACGAGGACAUGCGUCGCCUGCUCUUUGCCGACGAGGCUGCUGCCCUCGGUUUCGCAGACUCCACCCUGAGUGCCGCCCAAAUCUUUGACGAGGCCCAGGGCAUCCAUCUCAGCUCCCAGCAGCAUCAACAAAACCAGCAGCAGCAGCAGCAUAAUGGCAGUGCCAACAUUUUGGUGGACGACAUGUUCCUAUCUCUGGAGAACGCCUUCAGCGAUGAUUUCGAGAAGAUCAAGCGCAUUGCCAAUGAGGUGCAACAGUUCUGCAGCACACCCACUCCGGGGGAUUACGGUCCCUCCGCUGGCGACGUUCUGAUGCAGAUCUCCCCCAGUCCGGCGAGCAAUGUGACGGGUCAGCUGCAGCCACCGCAGCCCCUGAAGCCAGAGGUCAGCACCUCCACUUCGCCCUCCUCGUCGGUGGGUGUGUCCAAGUCCAGCAGCAGCGGCGGAGGAGUAAGCAAGCCCAAGAAGCAGUACAAGCGAAGCAGCAGCGGCAACAACAACAAUCCCAGUGUGGCCAAUAAUAAUAGCAGUGCGAACAGCUCUAAUCCCUUGGGACCGGUUAUAGGUGCCACUGGCAGCAACGGCAGCUCCUCCUCCAGCGGCAGUGCCAGCAGCAGCAGCAACAGUCCGCCGGCCAACUCGGGAGGCAGUUCAUCCUCUUCCUCCGGCGGCAGUGGGCAGCGCAAAGAGCGCUCCCUUCACUAUUGCUCCAUCUGCUCGAAGGGAUUCAAGGACAAGUAUUCGGUGAAUGUGCACAUAAGGACGCAUACCGGCGAGAAACCCUUCGCUUGCUCCCUGUGUGGCAAGAGCUUCCGGCAGAAGGCCCAUCUGGCCAAGCACUAUCAGACGCACAUGACCCAGAAGAAUAAUGGAAACCUGAUCAAAGGGAGUUCCGGAAAACACCAGCGUUCCAGUGGUUCCUCCUCCUCCUCGGCGGCAGCAGCACAAGCAGCAGCUGCAGCGGCGGCGGCUGCAGCAGCGGCAGCUGCUCUCAAUCCGCGACAAUUGGGCGGCGGUGGAGUGGUGCAACCUUCGUUGCCCGUAAUGAUCAGUAAUCCCAACACACCGCCCGGAGUAUUGCCACCGGCCAACGGAUUGCUCAGCAAUCGGUAG